AUGUCCUAUUCCCUGAAUGCUUGUACUCCCAAGGCAGCUGGACAGAACCGAACAUUCACCUGGCCAAAUCUCGACAAUGCAGCUCUGAAUACCAAGUAUCUGGGCAAUGCGUCCGCCUCGGACUGGGAAUAUUCCGGAUCUCCCAAGCUGAAGGAUGGAAACGUCAUCUUGACUAUGCCCAAGAAUAGUGUCGGAACGCUGAUUUCUAGCACGCAUUAUAUCUGGUACGGGAAGAUCGCGGCCGAUGUCAAAAGUAGCCGUGGGAAGGGCGUUGUCACUGGUUUUAUCCUCAUGUCUGACGUCAAGGAUGAAAUCGAUUUCGAAUGGGUAGGCUCUGAUCUGGAAAAUGUGCAAACCAACUUUUACUUCCAGGGAAUUACGAACUAUACAAAUGGGGCCAAGCUUCCCAUCACUGGAGAGGAUACCUACAUCGGCUGGCAUCACUACGAAAUCGACUGGACACCCGAGGCCAUAAAUUGGUCCGUAGACGGAAUCGUGAAGCGAACACUCACCAAGAAAUCCACCUGGAACGGCACCGCCAACCGAUACGAGUACCCCCAGACCCCAUCCCGCAUGCAACUAUCACUCUGGCCAGCCGGUCGAGCGAGCAACGCACAGGGCACUAUCGACUGGGCCGGCGGGCAGAUCGACUGGAACGCAGCGGAUAUUCGAGACCAGGGCUAUUACUCUGCCACAUUUGCCAAUAUUACUAUGCAAUGCUAUGAACCACCUGCUGGGUCCGGAGAUGGGCAUCUGUCUUACGCUUAUGUCGAGAAGACGGGUCUGGAAAGCUCCGUGCGUGUUACGAAUAAUAGCACGGUGCUGCCGGAUAUGGGCCAUACAGGCUUGAACAUGGGAACUGGCAAUUCUUCGACUGGUGUUGGUGCCUCGGAAGGUAGUUCCCCGACUACAUUGACAGCAUCGACGGCAGCGAGUACCGAAUUCGUUCAGCACGAGAAUAACGCCCCCGGACAAUUGCCCCGGAGCGUGUGGCUGGUUGCUGGGGUCCUGCUCGUCGCGGUGAUCAUCUCAUAA
Molecule: messenger RNA, 1035 nt
Organism: Penicillium manginii
Lineage: Eukaryota; Fungi; Ascomycota; Eurotiomycetes; Eurotiales; Aspergillaceae
Product: glycoside hydrolase family 16 protein
Exons: 2
Coding region: 1-1035 (344 amino acids)
Biological process (GO): fungal-type cell wall organization; carbohydrate metabolic process
Cellular component (GO): fungal-type cell wall
Molecular function (GO): glycosyltransferase activity; hydrolase activity, hydrolyzing O-glycosyl compounds
Source: RefSeq, a predicted model, not a curated record